AUGCGUUUAACCUGUUUAGUAUUGGUAGCACUGGUGUGUGUGAUUGUUGUCGAAUCAGAUAAACAGCCACACAUUGUGUUGAUAUUAGCAGAGGAUUUAGGGUGGAAUGCUGUUGGAUGGCACAAUCCAGAUCUCAAGAUGCCUAUUCUCAAUCAACUCGCCGCCGAUGGCGUCAUAUUCAACCAAUCAUACGUCCAGCCUACGUGUACACCAUCAAGAUCUGCUCUAUUUACCGGUUAUUAUCCGUUCAAAAUUCAAAGACAGCAUCAAUUUCUACUCAACCUUGAAGCUGACGGGCUUUCUUUAGAUCUUAAGAUAUUGCCAGAAAUGUUGAAAGAUGUUGGAUGGAAUUUAGGAUUUUGUAAGGAGGAGUAUCUGCCUAAUCAACGUGGUUUUGAUUCUUUCUAUGGUUCGCUGACAUCGGGAACCAGCUUCUAUAGUAAACAGACUAGUGAAUUGGGUUUAGGGUAUGAUUUUCGCGACAACACCGGAGUGGUACAGGAAAGUGACACUUAUCUCCCAUCCAUGCUUGCUGAAAGAGCAGUAGAUAUAGUAAUGGGACAUUACAAGGAAUAUCCACUAUUUCUUGAGUUCAGUAUGGCCUUACCUGGAAAGGCUCUUGAGGUACCCCAGGAAUAUGAAGAUUUGUAUUCCGAUAUCGAAAAUGAUCGAACCAGGACGUUGUAUGCAAAAUUUUCUGCAAUGGAUAAUUCAAUUGGCCGUUUGGUGGAUGCGUUGAAGACACGUGGAAUGUGGGAUGAUACGCUAUUUAUAUUCACAUCUGACAAUGGAGCGGCAGCGUCUAUAUCCGGGUCCAAUUGGCCAUUACGGGGCACUAUUGGAACACUCUUUGAAGGUUGUACUCGUAUACCAACAUUUUUCCAUGGGAGUAUGUUGAAAAAGACUGGAUACGUAAAUAACGAGUUAAUUCACAUUGUUGAUUUGCAAAAAACAAUAAUUGAAUUGGCUGGGGCUAAAACUGAGUCUGAUAUUGAUGGUAUGGAUAUGUGGAAGACAAUCUCAAAAGGUGAACCAUCGCCGAGAACGGAAUUUGUAUAUAAUAUCGAUGAUAACGAGCUGUCCCCUGGUGCUGCCAUCAGGGUCGGGGAUUAUAAACUGAUUACAGGAAAUCCGAAUUUAGUUUAUCCAUUACGAUUGUUGAACAGCUCAGCUGAUUGGUGGAACUAUGGUGACGAUCCAAUAACUCGAAUUCCGAAUUCUCCUCUUCCACCUCCAGCAAACGUGACAUACUUGUUCAAUAUCAUAGAUGAUCCAGAGGAAAGAAACAAUCUCGCCGAAGUAUAUCCAAACAAAGUAGAAGAAUUACGGCAUCGCUUGGAUGAAUACCGUGAAAAUCUAGUUCCUCCAGUCGAUCGAAUAAUUGACCCAGCCGGUAACCCCGUGAAUUUUGGUGGUGUUUGGUCGCCAGGCUGGUGUUAG
This is a messenger RNA of Saccoglossus kowalevskii, 1440 nucleotides long. RefSeq names its product arylsulfatase B-like. NCBI's taxonomy places the organism in Eukaryota, Metazoa, Hemichordata, Enteropneusta, Harrimaniidae. The record is from RefSeq and is a predicted model, not a curated record.